AGUCGCAGCGAUACCACGCAGCCUCAUACAUCAUCAACACCAGACGCACUACCACAAGAUUACCAACAGCAAUAAUGCUUUUCUACUCGUUUUUCAAGUCUCUGGUGGGAAAGGACGUGGUGGUGGAGCUCAAAAACGACCUGAGCAUCUGUGGGACACUUCAUUCUGUUGACCAGUACCUGAACAUUAAGCUCACAGACAUCAGUGUCACAGAUCCAGAGAAAUAUCCACACAUGCUGUCCGUGAAAAACUGUUUCAUCCGUGGAUCCGUGGUCCGGUACGUUCAGCUACCUGCAGAUGAAGUGGACACUCAGCUGCUGCAAGACGCUGCGCGAAAAGAAGCGAUGCAGCAGAAGCAGUGAUUUACCUGCGGGAUGGGGUUUAGUUCGGAGUGGGUGGGUGGUGGGGUGGGGUUUUUGUGACAGUUGAUAAUGGGUAGUUUAACUUUUGAGUUAAUUUCAUUUAAAGAAGAUACAGUCUGUGCAGCUCUUGUACUUAAGCAGUUUUGGUUAUUAGCCUCUGUGCUUUCACAAGAAUUUAAUUGCAUUCCAAACAUUAGAAAUCAGGAAUUUACCAAACUGUAAUUAUGAAAAAUGUUCUUUACCUCACAGGCCGUAUAGGAGGCUUCAUUUGAUACUGUUUUUUGUUUGGUUUAAAAGAAUCAGAAAUAAAUGCAAUUUUGAGCCAAGUCGAGGUCAAGAUCUGUUGUAAUGUUUCUGUUGCAUAAUACCAGCAAAUUAUGACUUUGGGAUUUUUUUUAUGCCACUUCAAAAUAAAAAGCUAUUUUAUUUA
Messenger RNA from Seriola dumerili (greater amberjack), 792 nucleotides. RefSeq names its product LSM2 homolog, U6 small nuclear RNA and mRNA degradation associated (gene lsm2). Gene Ontology annotation, cellular component: U4/U6 x U5 tri-snRNP complex; U6 snRNP; precatalytic spliceosome. The record is from RefSeq and is a predicted model, not a curated record. The transcript is spliced from 5 exons. Gene Ontology annotation, molecular function: RNA binding. Lineage: Eukaryota; Metazoa; Chordata; Actinopteri; Carangiformes; Carangidae. Gene Ontology annotation, biological process: mRNA splicing, via spliceosome. The coding region runs from base 75 to 362 and encodes 95 amino acids.